Besnoitia besnoiti is the source of this 414-nucleotide messenger RNA. RefSeq names its product putative myosin light chain MLC1. Bases 1 to 414 code for a protein of 137 amino acids. Gene Ontology annotation, molecular function: calcium ion binding. The transcript is spliced from 2 exons. The record is from RefSeq and is a predicted model, not a curated record. Lineage: Eukaryota; Apicomplexa; Conoidasida; Eucoccidiorida; Sarcocystidae.
AUGGCGAGCGAGAGCGACAUUCAGGCCGCAUUCCAGGAGUGCGAGAGUAGGGGAACGCUUCCAGCAGCAAAGCUUGGCGAAGCGGCCCGACUCGCAGGCGCGUCGCCUUCUAAUGCCGAAGUCUCUGCUUGUGCAGGCCAGUCAGGCGGAGGGUUGGAUUUGGCGGCAUUCAAGGCCUUCUGCACGAAGACAAAGCAUGGCGACGACGACCUGAAGGACCUGAAGGAGCUGUUCAGAGGGGCGGAUAUGAACGAUACAGGGAAGUUGCCGAAGGUGGCAAUGAAGAAGAUGCUUCAGAGCUUCGGCGAGCCUCUGACUGAUGAUGAGUUUGAAGCUGUGGUGAAGGAAUUCGCGCGCGACGGGGGCGAAAAUGUCGAUUAUGCCAGCAUGCUCGCACGCAUUAUCCAGUCGUAG